AAAAAUAGGACAUAUAUAUAAUCUUUCUCUCCUUCAUCCUUAGCUAGAAGCUCAUUGCAAUAUUUAGGAAGAAAUGACGAUAGUUGAGAUGUGUGUGCACAUGGACUGUCCAGGUUGCGAGACCAAGAUAAAGAAAGCUCUUAAAAAAUUACGUGGAGUUGAUGAUGUUGAUAUAGACAUGAGGAUGCAAAAGGUAACUGUGAUGGGUUGGGCAGAGCAAAAGAAGGUAUUGAAAACAGUGAGGAAAACUGGUAGGAGGGCAGAAUUUUGGCCAUAUCCAUACAAUCCAGAACACCAUGCCUUUGCUCGCUAUUACGGGAACAACUAUUCCAAACCCUCCUCUUCUUACAAUUAUUACAAGCAUGGAUAUAGUUAUGGUGACGAUUUUGGCUAUUACCAAAAGCCAAUUGCUGCAACAGUGAUUGAUGACAAGGCCAUGUCCAUGUUCAGUGAUGACAACCCUCAUGCUUGUUCUAUAAUGUGAACCAUCCAUGCAUGCCAUUAACUCUUUCACUUUAAUCUAUCUCUCUUUAAAUUCUGGCCUACUUAUGUACUGGUAUAAUAAUAUCAGAAUAAAUAUUCCACUCUGCUGUAAUAAUUGAGUACUGUGUACAUUUGCUUUUUAAUUUAGUUUUUUUUAAUUAAUAAUAUAAAAUUUACA
Cajanus cajan (pigeon pea) is the source of this 661-nucleotide messenger RNA. RefSeq names its product heavy metal-associated isoprenylated plant protein 28. The record is from RefSeq and is a predicted model, not a curated record. Gene Ontology annotation, molecular function: metal ion binding. Lineage: Eukaryota; Viridiplantae; Streptophyta; Magnoliopsida; Fabales; Fabaceae.